GGUGAAUGAAUAAGUCUGGAUGAAGUAUUUUUGAAUAUAUAAUUAAGCAUAUACAUGUAAAUGGUAUUGUAAUCUUGAACUGCCCAGACAAACUGAAUAGAUUAUACCAUAAUGAUGAAUAAGACUUGAAACAGAAUCUAGUACAACCAUCAUGCCAGGGCAAAAAGAAGAUCAAGAUUUUUUUGUUCUUGGAAAACUUUGCUCUCUACUCAGGGAAAAUGGGGGAAAGAUUAUUUCGGGUGAAAGUAAAUUUGCCCUGACAACCCAGAGUCUUGGUAUGUUAUCAACAGCUUUCCGUCGAUUGAGUGACGUAGAAUAUUCUGAUGGCGGAAUGUCGACAGCUUUGUCUCUUUCACCACAAAAUACUUUAAAAUGGAAAGAAGAUGUGAACUUUAUAAGAGAUUUUAUAAGUCGAUGUCCAUCUUUAAAGAUUAUACAUGGCACCAACACCAUGCAGGGUGCCGUACAGGUUCAACGCUUCAGAAAUCUACAAAUAUUAGAAGUAAAGAAAGCACCUAUACAUAUGAUCGAAGGCCUUCAUCAUCUCCGAGGUCAAUUACGAACCGUCAUUGUUUCAAGAAGCCUGCAACAUUUACAGGAUUUAUUUGAAACUUGUGGAAGUGACAUGAGUUCUCCGAUGUCCUGGCCUCAAUUAUCUUCAGCUAAUUUAAGUUUUAACAGUUUAACUAGAUUAGAUGGAUCGUUGAGAUUAUUACCAGUAUUAGAAGUGUUAGAUUUAAGUCACAACAAUCUCGAGAAAACAGAUAAUUAUUUAGAGUAUUUAACAGAACUACAGAGAAUUAAUCUCGGAUACAACAUGCUGGAUGUGGUUCCUACAUUUUCUAUUUCUGCUAAAGGACGUUUAAAAACCUUGGUUCUUAAAAAUAAUAAUCUCGAUAGUAUUCAAGGUGUAGAAGAGUUGGUAUUAUUAGAAGAACUGGAUCUAUGUGAUAAUUGUUUAUCAGAACAUUCAGCAUUACAACCAUUAUCAUCUUUAGUCAUGCUCUUCCAGUUAAAACUAUCAGGGAAUCCACUGACGUACCAUUCCAAACAUCGACAGUUAACAUUAAAACAUCUCUCAGCUCUAACAUUAUCAACUAAGUUUGAGCUAGAUUGUAAGAAAGUGACAAACUCAGAAUUAUCGCAAAUAAAAGGGGUUAAUGUUUUCGUUGUAAGAAGGCCGUCUGCUAUAGCACAUGGUGUGAUAUCCCAACCAAGAUACAGAUCUUCAGAGAAUAUUAUAUCUAAAGACUAUAUGUUCGAUGAUUCGGAUAAUAUCGCCACUUCGUUACCCGUAGCAACGAGUCGGAAAAAGCGAAAGAGAACCAAGAAUAGAGCGUCUGAUAUUUCUGAUCUGGAAUCUUCUACAACUGAAUUAGAUUCUCCAGACACAUCAGCAGCCUCAUCACCAAGGCCAGAUUAUCUUCGCGCCGCCAUGAAGACGCGGAAAGAAAUAGAAUUAUUUAGAAACCAUUACGGUCCAGAUUGGUUGAGAGCCAUGGAAGAGGAGCACGUCAACACGAGGCAAAGCGAUCCAGUAACUAGCGGAACGAGUGAUUCAGACACAAACCAAGUAACCGUUAAAGUCGACACGGAGCAGCCGAUGGAAAUCGAUUCCCAUGAUUCUUUUAAACAGGGACCUACAGACGAUGACCUCUACUUACUUGAAACGUCUGGCAGUUUUAAGAAGACGGACAUGAUGAAUGGUAAUGUUGACAGCCAUUUUGAAAGGGUAGAUAACUCUCAGGAGGAUAAAUUAGAAGUAAAGGAUGAAGGUAUUUAUAUGACUGCUGAUAAAAAGAAAGAUGGGGUACAAAGGUUAUACAGUGUUAAGGGAGAGGAAUGGAACCGAACGGAAGAAGAGGAAGCAGAAUUUUAUGGUGAUGAAUCUGAACCGUUUAUAGUGAUGAUAGAAAAUGAAGACUACAAACAGCUGAUUAUUGUACUAAAUGAGAGAUACAUCGUAGAAAAAGAUCUCAAUGGUUGCGUUAUAGAUAGAUAUGAUUUAAAAUGUUUGAAAGGUUUUGAGAUGGGAGAGACACAGGUACAACAUGCAGAUGUCGUUGAUAGCGUUACGUUACCCCAGAUUCAACUUAGUUUUGAUUAUAUUAAAAAAGAUCGAAGAGAGAAAAGUUAUAUUAUGGAAGAUGAUGAGAAUGUUCAGAGAUUGUUAGAUCUGCUACAACCAUUUUUAACUGCUCAAGAUUUAAAAUCAACCAAUAAUUCUCUAUAUCAGUGCUUAAAAUGUUCUAAUCAAUUCAAAGCUAAAGAUGGAAUAUUAAAGAAAUCAGAGAAGAUGCCAUCUAGAGGUAGUAGUAAAGAUCUACAAAAUAUAAACAAAAACGGUAAAAUGUUAUAUAAAUGUAAUAAAUGUGGUAGUGAUUUGGUUAUAGAAGUUGAGAAUCCUGAUAAACCAGAAACAAACUCCGCUACCUCAACACCAUAUGGUUCUUAUUCUUCAAGUACUAUUGGUAGUUACAUGGAUAAAAAAAUUUACAGUCCAUCACAACUCAGUAAACAAGAUACUAGCCCUCUUGCUAACUCAACGCCAGUGAAGAACAGUUCCAACAAAACUGAACAAAUAGAAAGUGAAAACGUAGCCAAAAGAAAUCUUUUUUCAAAAGGAAUUUCAAAGAAAAGUGUGAUAUCGGCUGUAUCUGGAAAGGGGGAUAACUUUGAUCUUGAAACUGAAGGCAGGCGCAGAAGUAAUGCAUUCAUUAGGGACAUCAUUAGUGAAACUUCUGAAUCGCAGAGAACGAAUUCAUUAAAUUUACCGCUAGAAGCCGAAAAGUCCCGUAAAGGAAUUUUUCAUGAUCAACAUUCUCGUACCAGAAUUCCGUCUGAAAGUGAUAUUACAAUUCUGCAUACGACAAGUGACGCUAGUUUAGGGGUUACGCCUAAUCCAAGCCAUGAUGCUUUAAUAAAUAAAUUAGAACAGCAUCUGAUUUUAACGGAAGAGAAACUCGAUAGUGCUGAUAGUUCGUUAAUCAGUGAAGCAGACGUUACUGUGUCGAAUAUUGAACCUUCAAAACAAAGCUUUGAACAAAGGCCAAUAACUCCAGUCGGAUCUCCUUUGUCCAUCAAUGUGUGUAGUGACAUGGUAUCUAGCGUGUAUUUGUCAUCUGCAGCCGCGGAAGGGGAGGAGUCAAAUCAAGUGACGGAAAAGAACAAUAUGUCUGAUAUUAGCGUACUGUGUGACGAAUCGGAAGCCACAGGAAAUGACAGUAUUUACGAGUCAUCGAUAAACAAGAGUUCAUCAUCAGUGGAGGAUGAUAUCGUUAAGGUCGUGUACUCUCGGGACCCAAGUAUCGUAUCAAUACCCGAGACGGACGAUUCGUGUAGUUAUAAAGUGUUAAGUGGCUGUGAUUCGGCUGACGUGUGUGAUAGCGUUACAACACAACAGUUCACAGACAUUGAUCAUAGACUCAAGUUACAUCUUAUGAUGUCAUUGUUUGAAAAUUCGGAGGAAUUUCAGUGCAUAAUAGAAACCGAUAUUUGUCAGUAUUUAAUAUCGGAAGAAUUUCUGGCCUAUGUUGUUUUAUCAUCAGAUAAAUUCUAUAUACUUAAAAUAACGUCUCAAAAUAGAAGUGAUCCACCAGCUACGUGGUUAACAUGCUUGGACAUCCAGCCAGUAAAUGAGUUAUUUCAUGUUGAUGUGGGUCUGGGUAAUCAAAGCAUCAGGUUAGAAUUCGGUACAGACUGUUCGUGUUAUACCCUCAUUAUACGAGAUGAAAAACGAUGUCAGGAUUUCGUACAUCAUUUAGAAGAAUUAUUUAAAAGUGAAUUGUUUGUGUGUCAACAAAUAAAAACUUUUUUCACGAAAGAAGUUUGUGAAUCUACGGUGAAACAGUUACAGUCAGAUGUUUUAACUAGAAAAAAUGGAGAUGAAAGAAUAUUAGUCAGUUAUUUAAUGGGAUACUUAGUUAGAGGUAUGAACCCCAAAUAUCCAGUCAGUUUCGUUAUUACUGAUGAAGAACUAAUGCUUGUUAAAGAAAAUCAUCAAUGGCCCCAACCACGACUACAGGUUCCUCUAGAUAUCGAAAAUACCGCCAAACAUUUUACAGUUUUAGAAAAACAUAAAAUAACCAAUAUUGUUACUGUGGAGAAGUUUGAGGAAUCGGAGACCAAACUUCGACUGACAUUAUUAGAUGAAGAAUCUGGUGGUGAUACUGUCUGGAAUAUUACCAUGGAAACCAAACAUGGUACAGAAUUAUUUAUUGAUGCCGUACGAGGUCCAUGGGAAGCAGAAUUUGGUGUAGAUUUAGAUGUUACCAUGGUUACGGAAGAAGAUAUAGAAGAGUCAUGAUAAAAUGAUUCAUAUAUAUGGUGUGUUGUGAUAUUGAUCUCGAGAGUGACCUCCCCUGAAAUAGAUGUGUUGCUAACAGUCAGAUUGUCAGUUGCUAACAGUCAGAUUGUCAUAUUAAACUGAAAACAUGGAUUGUAAUUGACUCAUUGUUUCUUAGCUAGACACACCUACCCCGAUGGCUUUAUUAUGUUUAUUUAAACACCCAUUCUUUCAUUUAGAUAUAGUUGUGAUCAAGGUGUUUCAAGAUAUUAAUACAGAAAUAGUUGAACUGAAAUAUACAGGUGACAAUUCUAUAGAAUACAAUUACUGCUUAUUACUGAGCGAUGUUUUGACUAGGUUUCUCUAGUCAUUAUCAAGCUAUGAUAAAAUAUGAUCUAUAACAAGACAAUAUAUACAUACAUGUGCACAACAUACUUGGUUAAUGCUGACCAACCAGAGACACCCCUUUUAAUUAUAUGUACCUAAAUAGAGAUGACAGAGUCUGCGUAGUGAAUCGUCACGUCCAGAAAGACAAUGUUGUUGACAUGGCGAUCAAGGUUCUGUUUCACAAAGCACACUUAAGACUUCUGUACACUUCAAAAACAGAUGUGACGUCAUUAUUUGAUGUUGAUGUACCAUUCUUUCAAAUAACAGUAGUACAUUAUUUAUACUAGAUGAAAUAUUGGACUCUCAUGACGAUUUCAAUGAAAUGUACAUAUGGGAUAGUGUCUGUAUUUUAAGUUGUUUAAUGGUCUCAAGCAAAUUGAGUCCAACAUGGCCUCAGCAUAGAUAUUAAUGAGUCUCCUUGGGGAAUACCAACCCUAACCCUAACCUUUUUUUUUUUUUUAGAAGAAGAAAUGUGGCCAUGUUGGACUCAUCUUGGGUCCAAGUUACCUUUUACCAUUCUAUAUUUUACCCCAAAACUCUCUAGUCUCUAAGUCAUAGAUUAUGUAAUGGGAGAUAACUCCAAAGGACUUCAAUAACUAAUAAAGGGGAGGAAACUCUUCUGUGAGGUGGCAUUGGCACAUAAUGUAUCUUAUGGAGGAUAUGAGGAGAUAGAAUUACUAUAUGACAAUAUUUUUCCAUAAACCCAGAUUGUAUGUGAAAAAUUAGACUUUAUUUGAUAAAAACACAAAGAUGAUAUUUGUUUUAUAUCGUAUCAGAUAUCUAAUAAAGUCAAAUGAUGAACAGUAAACACUAGCUAGUCGUUAUCUGGCAUGAUUUUAUCAAAUCAUGGGUUAUCUGUUCUAUUUACAUGAGGGCUACAUUGUUUAAUAAAUAUUUAUUUAUAUUUCUAAUAUGCAAAAAUAUAUGCAGAUAUAUCCUUGCAAUUUUUUAACCAACCCUGUAUAUUUAAUAAUACAUAGAUAUAUACCAGGCAUUAUUGUAACCUAUAUGAAAUAUUAUGUAUAUAGGACCCAUAUGUGAGGUCUAAUUUAUAAGUGAUCAUAUUCUCUAUUUCUAUUAUGCUACUAAAGAAAUUGUUUUCUAAUAGUAAGUGCAGGAGGACCGCACUACAUGUAAAACAAAAAUCUACAAGAUAAACCUGCGGACCAGAUAGAAAAUAGACAUUGCACCAAAUAAACAAAUAUCAACUUAUUAAAUUUUUCCUAGUCAGAGACUACAAAGUGUGUAUCUGAAGAAUUUGCACAGGGAUCUAGGGAGUAGUCAAUAUUCCCAUGUACCAUAUAAAUACUUUAAAGUAUGUAAAGUUUUAUUAUAUAGAUAUAUUAUUAGUAUUUCAUAUUUAAAAUAUAUACAUACAUACACACACAAAUUGAAUUACUCCCACAAAUUGAAUUACUCCUACACACUGAAUAACUCCAAUAAUUUGAAUGCCAUGAUACAUAGCUUAUUAAGCAGUGGACACAUUAGCCGAAUCAAUGGGCGCCAAAUUUUAUUCGGCCGAAUGGGUGGACACACUAGCCGAAUGCUUCGCCCGAUUCACCAGUCGAUUGCAUCACCUUUCACGUCACAUGAUUAAACAUGACAGCGUCUAUGUCUUCAAACUAUCACAUGACUUCUCGAUAUGAGUGGUGAUUGGCUAAUGAAUUCUACAUUCGGCCGAAUGCUUCGGCGAAGCGGACACACAAGGCGAAUAUAAUUCGGCCGAAUAUAUCAAACCUGUUUGAUUCGGCCGAAUCAUUCGGCCGAAUAACAGUGGACACACUAGGCAAAUUUCGAUGCCGAUUGAUUCGGCCGAAUCAUUCGGCUAGUGUGUCCACCGCUUUACUCUUAACACAUAAGAUAUAUAUUUCAUCAAAUCUGUGUUUAAAAUCUCACAAUUUAAAUGGCAAAUAACAAAAUUUUGCACAAAGUUAAUGAACUGUCUUAAUUUAUACUGUAACCAUGGAAACUCCAAGAUAUAUGACUCUCCAAAACCAUUGUACCUAUGGAAACUCCAGUAUACAUAACUCUCCAAACUACUGUAACCAUGGAAACUCCAAGAUAUAUGACUCUCCAAAACCAUUGAACCCAUGGAAACUCAAGUAUGCAUAACUCUCCGAACUAUUGUAACCAUGGAAACUCUAUGACUCUCUAAAACUUUUGCAACCAUGGAAACUCCAUCAAUUUUAAUUAUUUGUACUUGUUGAUAUGGGUAUAGAGUAAACCGUUGAGGGUUGUACUAUAUUGGUCACCAUUAUUUUUGUUGAAUUUUUUUACAUUAUGAGAGAUUGAUAUGUAUAUUUGAAUGAGUUUAUCUUGUGGAAUUGCUAUUUUUACUUACCUAAGCGUUACUGUGUAUUUAUUUAUUUUCAAAAUUGUAUAUUAUCAAUUGUCCUACUUUUCUGCUUUCUUGGCCGUAGCGCCGCUGCCCUGGCAAAAUUUCCCUCAUAGCACACUGUAUGGCGUAUGCCCGUCUUCAUUAGCCCAGGUUAGGAGCAGAACAGUAGGACUUUAAACCCCAUUUCAUUUCAUUUCAUUUCUGCUUUCUGUAAUGGUGCAGGGCAGGGGGCCUGGCAAGGAAAAGUGUUCAGUCGUUCGGAUGGGACGGAAAAUACAAGGUCAUUGUAUUUGAUGUGUACGUAAAAGAACCCUUGACAGAUGAAAAUCGAUUGCUAUACAGGCAAAAUUUCCCACAUUACACAAUAUAUGGCGUAUGCUCGUCUUCAUUAUCUCCCCUGUUGGAGCAAUCAGAUUAAAACACAGAUCAUAUUUCGUUUCGUUUUUAUAGUUCAAAAUUUCGUUUUACUUGUCUCUACUACACUUGGAUCGGGAAGAGUUGUUAUUUAACUCGUGUUCUGAAUGGUGUCAGGGAUAAGCCAAUGAAACGGUCUGUUACGAUGAGCUUUAGGCGUGUUUUGCACGGAACUGUGGGUAAUCCACUAGUAACAUCAAUGCUGAUUGGUUAAUCAAAUGUCUGAUGUCAUAGGGUCAUAAGUCGGUCUUUUGACCCCUGACGUGACCUAUCGCUAUAACUUGUCAGAUCUUCAUGUAGUGUAGGCUAUCGAAAGUAAAAAAAACGAAACGAAGUAUAGAUCUGUAUUUUAAUCAGAUUGCGGUCGGAGCAGAUAAGUAAGACGUUAAAUCCGGUUAGGUCUAAAUAUUAAUGCCACCUGCAGAUUCCAUCUAGUUCACAAAAUAUGAGAGAGAGAGAGAGAGAGAGAGAGAGAGAGAGAGACUCUAACACAUGGUUCAAUUUUAUUUCAAAAAUUCACUUGUGCAUAGGUGUCUUUAGCAGUGGGAGGAAACCGGAGGACCCGGAGAAAACCCACGAGGCUGGACAGGCGACUCUACUCCUUGUCACGUACAACCGGGCAAUCAAAACCAUAUCAGUUGACUCAAUGACAGACGUUAUGAUACAGAGCACACGUGCUAACCAUUCGGCCAUUCAACCCCCCCAUAGGGCAAGGACAUGUGAUUGUUGACGAGAUUGUGGGCUAGAGUUAGGGUUAGCGCUAGCCCCGUUUACAUCUCAUGACCUUGAUGAAAUUUGCAGGUGACCUUAAUAUUUAGGCAUCACUUUUCUAUGCCAAAGUAAAUUCUUGUAGAGAGGGAUGUAUUUUAUUAUCAGGUGAUAACAGUACGAGUAGACAGUUUAUUGUAUAUUUUAAUUUAAACUGAGGUUAUAUAUUAUACAAUGAGGGCUUAAAAUGUUAAUUCAUGUCAGCUUUAAUGUGAAUAAAUAAAACCGAUGAUAUUAUCA
Molecule: messenger RNA, 8432 nt
Organism: Patella vulgata (common limpet)
Lineage: Eukaryota; Metazoa; Mollusca; Gastropoda; Patellidae
Product: serine/threonine-protein kinase 11-interacting protein
Exons: 21
Coding region: 152-4306 (1384 amino acids)
Cellular component (GO): cytoplasm
Molecular function (GO): protein binding
Source: RefSeq, a predicted model, not a curated record